AUGGCGAGGGUCGACGUGGAGGACGAGAGCAUUCUGGCGUCCGUCUUCCACGACUGUUUCCCGGCGGACAGUUGGAGGGACAAAGCGGACAUGACGGCCUACUUGUCGGAGCUCAGCUCGUUCGGCGUGGACCAGCUGGGACGCGAGCAGGAGCGCUUGGCGGAGGAGCGAGCGCAGAUCCUUGAGCAGACCCGACACUUGGCCUUCUCAAACUACCACACGUUCAUCCGCACCGCCGACUGCACGGAGCAUAUCUACCGAGACUUUGGCCGCGUCGAGGCCGGAGUGUCGCGGCUGCUCGACAAGCUGCCCGCCCUUGGACAGAGAUGCCGGAGCUUCGCGAAGGAGGCGGAGCAGAUGUCGGCGAGCCGUCGCAUGAACACGCUGACGCUGAAGCGCCACACGGAGAUCUUGGAGAUCCUGGAGAUCCCGCAGCUGAUGGACACGUGCGUACGCAACGCGUACUACGACCAAGCACUGGAGCUGGCCGCGUACGUCCGCAGGCUGGACAAGAAACACGCCGCGCUUCCUGUCAUACAGGGCCUGGUGUGCGAAGUUCGUCAGAGCGCUCAGCUGAUGCUGCUCCAGCUCCUGCAGCAGCUGCGCAGCGACGCCCAGCUGUCGUCGUGCUUGCGCGCCGUCGGCUACCUGCGGCGGAUGGACGCGUUCGGUGAGGCCGAGCUGCGCGUCAAGUUCCUGCAGGCCCGCGGCGCCUGGCUGCGCUCCGUGCUGGACGCCGUACCCGACGCCGAACCGUACGCGCACAUUAGCAAGAGCGCCGAGGCGUGCCGCGUGCACCUCUUCGACGUCAUCACGCAGUACCGCGCCAUCUUCUCGGACCAGCGCGACCAGCAGGCGCUGCGGCAGGCCGACAUCCUCCACGGCUGGGUGCUCACCAAGGUGUGCGACUUGGUGGAGGUGCUGGAGCGCGACCUGCAGCGCGGGGCGGGCGGGCGGCUGGACUCGCUGGUGGCUCAGUGCAUGUACUUGGGCCUUUCCUUCAGCCGCGUGGGCGCGGACCUCCGGGGCCUUUUGGCGGCCGCGUUCCGGCGGGCGGCGGCCGAGGCGUUCGGGAGCGCGGCGCGGGAGGCGGCGGCGAGCUUCGCUGAAGACAUGAGCGCGUACGCCCCGGUGGCCAUGCCCUCCGUGCCGGGGGCCGCCUUCUCCUCCGCCGGCGCGGACCAACCCGGAACGAUGACUCCGCCCGCCAGCCUCCUGGACUUCCCGCCGCUGGCCCGCUUCCUCAACCGCAUCCUGGUGGCCUUCAACGACCUGCGCCUCUGCUGCCCCCUAGCGCUCGCCCAGUGCGUCACCGCAGACGUGCACUCCGCCCUUUGCGACGUGACGAGUGAGCUGUUGGCGUUCCACCACGCUGAGGAUUCGGCGUUCAGCGAUGCCGAACGACAACUGUUCGCGCGCAUGUGCUGCGUCUACGCCCGAGACCUCCUGCCUUUCCUGGACCGGUGCCUGCAGAUCCUCUUUCCUGCCCAGCAGAUGGCGCUCGUACUCGGUGUUCCAGCCUCUCACAUGCACAGCGGUGAGCGUUUGGGUCGCGUGGGUGCUGAGCAGCUGCUUGAGCCGCUCAGGUUUUUGUUGCCCGAGGACGAGGGAGCUCCGUCGGACGCCGGCACGGCACUGAGUGGCGUCGCUUCGGACGCCGAAGUGGCGCUGAGCGGCGUCAAACCGACUUCGGCGCUGCCGCAAAGCGCCGCCCUUUCCCGUGACGUGGCCGCAGAGUCCCGCUCCGGAGACACGGAGGGAACGCCGCAAGCGACACGGCGCGAGUACCACGAAGACCACCAAGAGAUGGCGAAGGUGUUGUCAUGACAACCGGAACCCUGAGUGAGCGUGCGAAAACGUUUGGCGUCGAGGAAGGAAUUACUCUUCUCAUCAUUGGUCCAUUCCAAGGAGAGGGAGGAAGUUUCACGUUUGAUUAAAUUUUUAUAACUGCAAAGCAAAUCGAAUGAGGGAUGAAAAGGGUGAAAUAUUGUGGAGAAGGGAGCUGAUUCCAUCUGUGGAGAAGGGAGCUGAUUCCUGAUUGGCUGCUGUGUCUCAUGGACAAUAAUUCAACAUGAAAUAUGACCUUAUCGGAUGUGCCCAAAUCAUUUGGAACUAAUUGGAACUUCCCCAAAAAAUGGAUAACAUAGUUAUAUUGUGGCUGUCAUAAUUUUCUUUUUUUUUUUCUUGUCUGUGGCUCUGCAGAUGUUGGAGGAUGUAAAAAAAAACAAAAAAAAAAACAAAAAAAAAAUCCUGCUGUGAGAAGGUGGUUACACCUCACGUUCUCCAGCCACGGCAGAAAUUCGUCUUGCGUCACAAUAACUUCACUGGCGUCCCGUUAUUAUAUCCCGAUCGCUGUCAGCUGGUGAACCUUCCCCAUAAAUAUUGAACAUAUCAAUUAUUGUUUUGAGCUGAGUUUUAAUUUUUUGCAAAUUCAUAGAAACAAAG
This is a messenger RNA of Phyllopteryx taeniolatus (common seadragon), 2445 nucleotides long. RefSeq names its product component of oligomeric golgi complex 8 (gene cog8). The record is from RefSeq and is a predicted model, not a curated record. The coding region runs from base 1 to 1827 and encodes 608 amino acids. Gene Ontology annotation, cellular component: COG complex. The transcript has 6 exons. Gene Ontology annotation, biological process: intra-Golgi vesicle-mediated transport. NCBI's taxonomy places the organism in Eukaryota, Metazoa, Chordata, Actinopteri, Syngnathiformes, Syngnathidae.